UGUGCCGCCGUCGCUGAUGUCAUAGAGGAGGAGGGAUCGCCCCCAUAGCGCGCAGCAUGAACGCUCCGCGGCAAAAGGAUGUGUGAACAAGCAGCGCGCUACUGCAGGGACGGUGUCCAAAAACUGCUCCACAAAGAACAAGCCAAACUCCGGGCACAGGACAGCAAAGACCAGCCCAAACCCGGGGCUCAGGACAGCGAGACAGCGACGGCUGCACAGUCCGGAAACAGCGGUUCUCAGCCCGGUGGAAUUGACGGGCUCGUCCGCUGGAUAGUCACCAAGAUGAGCGACAAUAAAAGCAUCUCUACUCGGGAAUAUGUGAAGGAGGAGGCGGCGGUGGCUCAGGAGCAGUUCUUUGCACCGGAGCCCCGAAAGGGCAUCUCUGUCAUUUUGGACAUUUUUCGGAGAGCUGAUAAGGAUGAUGAUGGAAAACUCUCCCUUGAUGAGUUCCAGGCUUUCUUCUCGGAUGGCACUCUGAAUGAAGAGGAGUUGGAAAAACUGUUUCACACCAUUGACUCUGAUAACACCAGUAAUGUCGACACCAAGGAACUAUGUGACUACUUUGCCAACCACAUGGGAGAUUACGAAGGUGUGCUGGCCUCCCUAGAGACACUCAACCUGGCGAUUCUCAAAGCCAUGGACUUUACCAAGAAGGUAUAUGAACGGGGAACUAAUGUUGAGCAGUUUGUGACCCGAUUCCUGUUGAAGGAAUCAGCCAAUCAGAUCCAGUCUCUGCUGAACUCUGUCGAGAGUGCUGUGGAUGCCAUUGAUGAGCAGCAUUCAUCAGUGGGAUCCUACCCCAGUAAGACCAGCCCACGCGUCCCAGAUAGGCGCUAUGAGGCCCCGGUGCCAGAUUACCCUCCCAACAACAGAGUCAGUGCAAAGGAGAGCAUGAGGAACAUCAACACGGGUGCAGGAGCUGUGGAGGUGAGGAAAGAGGGACUCGAGGCACAGAUCAACCGACUGGCUGAGCUGAUUGGACGUCUGGAGAGCAAGACAGUUUGGUUUGACCUACAUCAGCGACUAACAGACACUGAUGGCACAACUAGCGCAUCCCUCUACCUGAUCCGCCAGGAGAUGAAUGUUUCCCAGAAGCAGCUGGGAGAGUUCUGCGAGGCCCUGAAACAAUACCUGAAGAAUGUGUCUACUCAGAGAGACUGCUUCCAUGUGACGGCUGUGCGGCUGCCUGACGGCCUUUCCUUUGUGGUGUACGAGUUCUGGGACGGAGAGGAGGAGUGGAAGAGGCACCUUCAGACUGCAGCUUGCAAGGCCUUCCAGCAUGUCAAAGUGGAUACUCUAUGCCAGCCCGAGGCUGUGUCCUCUGUCGCUGUGCCUGCCGCCUGGUGCAGCCUGAACAAAGACUAAGAAGCGAGCCAGUCUGCGGGUGGAACGGUCCCGCCUUAUGCCUGAAACCCUUCUCUUCUCCUCCACUUCCCCCUCUCUAUCCCUGUCACAGUCCCUGCUAUCUUAACUACCCCCCUUUCAGCGCUCUCCCCACUCUGUCCCCCCUUCUCUUUUAUAAUUACUUGUUUACACAGUAUCCAUUUGAUAUUGAGCCAAAAGUAGUGUCGGCUGCAGAGAGCGCCGGACACAGCACCAGUUCCCUCUUCACCUCCAUUGCAACGUACAGAGACGACACUAAAACUCCCCAAAGCGUUUGGGAACCUCACCUGGUUGAUUCGCAUUUGCAUUUGAAAUAUCAACUUGCAUAAGCAGUCUCUCCUAGUUCUAACUAAACGAGGCUGAGUAAUAUUUCAUCCCAAUUUAAACACGCAUUCGCUGCUUUGCAAACAGUUCCCUUUGGUACAACUUCUGAGAAGACAAAAACUGUGCAGCAAAGUAUUUCUACAGCUGUCCAUGGACAAUAGUGUUUCUGUAAAGGUCAUUUGAUACUAGUUAUAGGUUGGUGUUAUAAAUACUUUGAACUGUAUGUUCAUGAGCCAUGUAGAGCAGUGGUUUUCUAACCUGGACCCAGGGACGGAUUAUGACUUGUAAAGGCCCUGGGGAUCGUGUUCUCCGUUAUUUACCUUUAAAAUGUAGAAAUCUUUUCUUGCCCCUGGAUCUAGAAGAACCGAGGGCCAACCCUCAUUAGGACUGUCGCUUUUGAAAAAAAUCAAAUUCGAAACGGAUAUCAAAUAUCAAGCAAUGUAUUCGAAUAUCUACUUUUUUAUUUGAAGGUCCAUCUUUUACAGUCGAGUGAAGGGUGUACGUUUUUACUUUUUACGGUUCAGAUUUAAUAACUGUGCUAAAACAUACUCUAUUGCUCUCUCUAAGCCCAUUUUGUGGGAUCAUUUAUAAUUAGGCAAUAAAACAUUAUGCAAAUGGAAAGUUAUAGUGUAAUAAUAAUAUAUAGUUCUUUUUCCAAUACAUUUUUUAAACACAAAAUACAUUCAAAGAGUGACAAUAGUUCUAUUAGAGGUUUUGGGCCCUUCAUAUUCACAUAGGACCCAACAUUUUCCAGGGAGGCCUUAUGUUACAGCAUUAAUAAACAUUUGUUUUCAUUUGUUCACUUUUCAAAAAACUUUUGCCGAUAAUUUACUCACGUCUUUCUU
Pimephales promelas (fathead minnow) is the source of this 2552-nucleotide messenger RNA. RefSeq names its product N-terminal EF-hand calcium binding protein 2 (gene necab2). The record is from RefSeq and is a predicted model, not a curated record. Lineage: Eukaryota; Metazoa; Chordata; Actinopteri; Cypriniformes; Leuciscidae. Gene Ontology annotation, molecular function: calcium ion binding. Gene Ontology annotation, biological process: regulation of amyloid precursor protein biosynthetic process. Gene Ontology annotation, cellular component: cytoplasm.